ACACAGACCCGGCGCGCGCACUGCUCGUAAACAUAAAAAGAGGAAAUCUCACUUCCGGGCUGACAAAUCAUACUGGUCCUGACCCGAGCCGAACCAGGCCACUUCAGAACCCUCCCCCGGGUGACCAGAGGCGCGCUGAGGUGUUUCCGAUGGACUGAGGACCUCCCUGGUGCCCUCAUGACCGCUCCAGCUCAGCAGCGCGGUUAAAGCUCCAGUGCGGGACAUGGAGAGCGUGUGCAGCAGCAGCGUGGCUUCCCGCGGCGACCUGCCCGUGUGCAUCAACAGCGGAGCGCCCGUGUCCGUGUGCAGCGACCUGUUCAAACCCAAGAAGGGCAUCUCGGACGUCAGGAGGACCUUCUGCCUCUUCGUCACCUUCGACCUGCUCUUCAUCUCUCUGCUCUGGAUCAUCGAGCUCAAUGGCAGCGGGGGCCUCCUGCAGCAGCUCACGGAGGAGGUGCUGAACUACGACUUCCACCACUCCUUCUUCGACAUAUUUCUCCUGGCCGUGUUCAGGUUCGGCGCUCUGAUCCUGGCCUACGCCGCGUGCCGCCUGCGCCACUGGGCCGCCAUCGCAAUCACCACUACAGUCAGCUGUGUCUUCCUCAUCGUCAAAGUCCUUCUGUCUAAGCUGCUGACUCUGGGGGCGUUCGGGUAUCUCCUCCCCAUCUCCUCCUUCGUCCUGGCCUGGAUCGAGACCUGGCUGCUGGACUUCAAAGUGCUGCCGCAGGAGGCCCUGGACCAGGCCUGGUUUGCAGGAGUGGUGAGUGGAGCGGAGCGGGCCCCUCUGCUCGGCCCCGGGCCCCUGUCAGACGGACAGUUCUACUCUCCUCCAGAGUCUGUGGCAGAUUCUGACGAGGAGCUGGAGGACAAACAUGAAGCAGAGAAAGGCCUCCUCUGUCCUGGGACCUAACACCUGGACACAUGGGUACACACGAGGUUGUCUCGUCCCGGAGGUUGUGGCUGAACAUCUCGGUGGUGUUGGUCAAACUUCUCCACGGUGGACGUUCUGCCUUGGGACUCACUUUUUUUUUUUUUUUUUAGUUCUUAAAUGAAACCGAAGCACUUACAACAUGAAGGAACUAUCCCUGGUUUGAAUGAAAUAUUUUAACAGUGGACCUGGGUUUCUAUGGCAACAACAGGAUGACGCUGUUUACAUCAAGUGUUAAUUUUAUCUUUUAACUCAUAAGUCGGGGUUGGGCUGUCGUUUUAUUAUGGUUUUUCUUGGAGUUGUCCCUAUUUUUAUCAGUGAAACUAUUGCAAAAUCUAUUGCGUCCCGUUAAAUAAUGUGACUCUGGAAUGUUUGGCUCGUUUUCUAUUUUCUUUACUUCUUUUGUAUGAUUUUGCACUCGGUUUUGUUGAUUUUAUUUCUUGUUUUUAAAGUCACUUUUGCCUCAACUCCACGUGAACUUUUUCUCGUCAUAAAUCUAAAGCAAAGAACA
This is a messenger RNA of Boleophthalmus pectinirostris (great blue-spotted mudskipper), 1439 nucleotides long. It is a transcript of the gene stard3nl, whose product is annotated as STARD3 N-terminal like. The transcript has 9 exons. Lineage: Eukaryota; Metazoa; Chordata; Actinopteri; Gobiiformes; Gobiidae. The record is from RefSeq and is a predicted model, not a curated record. The coding region runs from base 224 to 910 and encodes 228 amino acids.